UUUAUAUAAAGCCACGAAGAAGCAUGAACCAGGAAGUGCUUGUAAACCGGUUGGUUUUUACGUAGUUAAAGCAGGAUUAAGCAGUAGUCUUACAAUUUUUUAAUAAAAUGAGAUAAGUGUAGCUGAGUGUUGGAGAUGGGGGAUAACCAGCGGGAGGAGGUCGGAGGAGGAAACUCGGACUGGAUGUCCCGUCUUCCGGAGGAACUACUGGACGUCCCGCUGUGGAACCUAGCCAUUCCCGGGAGCCAUGACAGCAUGUCUUUCUGCCUGGAUGUGUCCUCUCCGGUGCUCGGAUCGGAGUCCUUCCUCCUCAGACUGACCGACCGACUGUUCCCCUGCUGGACCCGGCCCUGCAUUUACCGCUGGUCCACCUCACAGCAAUCUGUCCUCCGGGAUCAGUGUGAGCUCGGCAUUCGCUUCUUGGACCUGCGGAUAGCCCGGAAGCCAGCAGGGGGCAGCAGAUUGUUCUUCGCACACGGAAUCUACACGCUAAUGACCGUCAAGGAGGCUCUGGAGGAACUGGCGUUGUGGCUGGAUGCUCAUCCCAAAGAGAUCAUCAUCAUCUCCUGCUCACACUUUGAAUCUCUGACUGAUGAAGAUCACAUCCAGCUCGUGGAGUUCAUCAUGUCUCUCUUCAGCAAGAAGCUCUGUUUCUCGAAGGACGUUCCCACACUGCGUUCCUGUUGGUCUCGGGGUCAGCAGGUGAUUGUCUCCUAUGAUAACCAGCAGAUGGAGUGGCAGCACCCUGAGCUGUGGCCUAUGAUACCAUACUGGUACGCUAACAGCCCUGACCCAAAGAAAGUGAUUGCUUAUCUGGAGGAGCAGAAACAUCAUGGAAGACCAGAUGGUUUUUACGUCAGCGGUCUGAACCUGACCGAAGAUGCUUUCUACAUCCUCCUCCAUCCCUUUCAAAAUCUGAGGAAGAUGACAACGAGGGCGCUUUCGCUGCUGCUCCACUGGACAGCAGAGCAGCGUCCAGGCCCAGAAGGGGGCGGAGUCAACAUUGUGUGCUGCGAUUUUGUAGGCCUCAGUCGGUUCUGUUGGAUCGUGAUUGGCCUGAACUUCAAACUGCUGAAAGCAGCAGUUUCCAGUAACCACCAGGAUGAACCACUUUAACUGGUUGUACUGGGUUAGUUUGGAACGUUAGUGCUCAGUUUAAAAGAAAAAAACAUUUUGAACAUGUUACCACUAUUGUUUCCAAUCCAAAUCACAAAUGGCUUUGAUAACCACUAUUACCUCUGCAAGGUUUUUGUCUGGUAAACCAACCCACUGUUACCAUUCCUUUAUUUCAUUCCACAUGUGUUACAUCAGAUUAUUGCUGCACACUGCAUAUAUUAUUUCAUGCUUAUUAACUAAUAUUUUAUCUUAAUGUUUUCCUGUUUCACAGUAAUUAUUUUUCAGCCAUCAUAACUGCCACACAUUUGGAAGCAACAAAUAUGGUUUGGAUAUAUAUUUAUAUGUGUAAUAUGUGUGUGUGCUUUUUAAAUCGUAGUUUUAUUCUGUUAAAUCAAAUGUUUUUAUACAAACACUUUUACAGAUUUACAGAAUGAACUCAAUAAAAUUGUUUAGGCUUUAA
Messenger RNA from Girardinichthys multiradiatus, 1576 nucleotides. RefSeq names its product PI-PLC X domain-containing protein 1-like. The record is from RefSeq and is a predicted model, not a curated record. Lineage: Eukaryota; Metazoa; Chordata; Actinopteri; Cyprinodontiformes; Goodeidae. Gene Ontology annotation, molecular function: phosphoric diester hydrolase activity. Bases 136 to 1116 code for a protein of 326 amino acids. Gene Ontology annotation, biological process: lipid metabolic process. The transcript is spliced from 7 exons.